AGUUUAGUACAAAAGAGGUAUAAGAAAUGGAAAAAAGCCUUAAUUAUUAAAUAAAUAGAAAUGUUAUUAUAAGUGUUACACCUGUUAAUGAAUUGCACCUGUCAAAUACUGUCGCGCCGCAUGUAGAAGAGGCUUAACGAAAAAAACACUUUCUAAAACAACUUCAUCUUGCACAGGGCACAACCCACUGCUACCACACUUCCUUUUAGGGGGAAACAUAAUCGGGGUUUCCACUUUCGAUAAACAACAAAAAGUAAAUACCGCAAUCGUAAAAAUUUAGUGCAACUAUGCACUUGUGUUGUGUUCCGGACGUGCUGGAUUUAAACCAAGAACCGCUGCUGUAGCAUUGAAUGGCGAUUUUCGAUUAAUUUCGUGCCCAAGGCAGACCUGCAGAAACAGAAACAUGGUGCUAAAGUGUACACUGUCAGUAUUGUUUUUUAGCUUAAUCUCUACCUUUGCUUACGGUCAGCUGUUGGACAAUCGGUGCUAUCUGGAUGGAGGCGGAUCGGCUGUUAACUUCUUUGCCAAUGAGGACAUUACCGUCGGUGCCGUUGUGGGCAGUUUGCGUGUGUUGGGUGAUCCAGGAAAGGACAUUGUGCUGACGCUGCGUGAAAAGGAUUCUCCCGUUUACAUUGCGCCGGGUACGAAGGAUCUCAUAGUGGCCAAACCGCUCGAUAAGGAAGGUUUGAUCGGACCGUCGGCAGUGUUUGUGAACGUAAUUUGUGAGCGCAAGUUUUCCGAUGAUGCGGGUAUUAUUAUACCGGUUAAUAUACGAGUGACGGAUGUAAAUGAUAAUGCACCAUUAUGGAUUGGUGCUCCGUACAAGCUGAACCUUUCCGAAGUGACCGUCAUUGGAACGAGAAUUCUGCAAGGCAUUAGAGCACAUGAUCUGGAUCAACCUGGACCGUACUCGACCGUGGAGUACCAAACACUACCAGGACCGUACUCCGAUUAUGUGGCCUUUGUAACACCGCUCGAGGGUACGCUCGUGCUAAAGAAGUACAUCGACUAUGAAACGGUGCAAAACUUUACGGUGAAGAUACGUGCCCAAGAUCAGGGCAAACCACCGAAGUACUCGGAUACGUUCGUAACGAUCCGUGUGCUCGAUUCGGACGAUCAGAAUCCCAAGUUCGAUCGAGAUGUUUACUACGGGCAACUUCUCACCGACAAAGGUGACAUAAAGAUAACCCCAGAAGCAAUUCGUGCUGAAGAUCAGGAUCGUGGUAUAAGGGCCGAUAUACGAUACUCGAUCGUAUCGUCAAAUGGUUCGGAGGAUGAGAUCACUUUUGAGAUACAUCCAAACACGGGCAAUAUUCGGCAGACGCGUGGAUUGCUACCGGCACAAGCACGCCAUUCGCGUACGAUCGUCGUCAAAGCGACCCAGGUAGAUAAUCCAGACCGUUACGCAUUGACCACGGUAAUACUAUCACCUCCGAAAGGUGCCGAAACAUCACUGAGCGUUAUCAGCGUCCAACCACCGGUUGGUGGGGCAGAAUUUGUACGCGGAACGUUCUACGCAACGGUACGGGAGGACACUAAACCUGGAACGAAGAUUUCUCAACUGACAAACCAAGGCAAUGGCGUCGGAGAACAGCUACGCUACGGCAUCGUUGGGUCACCACUCGCUCAGGAACAGUUUCGUGUUGGACCGGGUGGGGAAAUAAUUCUAGCGAAAUCGCUCAACUAUCGCCGGACGGCUCAGUACACGUUUGCAAUCGAAUCUGGCACACCCGGUGCUGAACUGAACACCAGCACAACGGUUGUUAUCGAUGUGGUGCCGGCAAACAUGUGGGAACCUCGGUUCCGGAAACCAUUCUAUUCGUUCGCGAUCGACAAUCCACUGCACGUCCAGCAGCUACCGAUGCUGGUGGGACGGAUCGAAGCGGCCGACGGUGAUCGUACGGACGAGCUGUCGUUCGUACUGAAGGGCAACUACAGCAACCUGUUCCGUGUCGAUCCGUACGGCAAUCUGUGGCUCGUAUCGAACCGUACCGAUCUUCCUGUGGCGAUGCGUCUACUUGCAACCGUCACCGAUACGGGAACACCACCGAAAUCAGCCACGGUUCCAGUGGUCGUGAAGCUAAAGCCGGAAACAGCCUCUCUAACGUCUAAUCUGCUCAUCGUCAAUAUAGUGGUGGCGUGUGCUUUAGGCGUACUUCUGAUCGGUGGUUUCGUACGUUGCGUGUAUCGACGCCGCAAGCGAAAGGUCGCAUCUGCCGAACAGAUCGUAGGACAUGGUGGAGGUGUUGUGCCACCGCUCAAGCAUGGUGUGGAUUCGAGCCGAUUUCUACUGCAACGCUCGGAACAACGCAUGCUGGAACGCCCGUCAAUGCACGCGAACGGCCGGCUAACGGAUUGUGCCGCUUCAUCUACCCUCGGCAGUGACAAUCAGGACUUCAUGGAUCACGAUGGAGAUAACCCAAGACGAUCGCAGAUACACAAUACGAGAGCGCUCGAUCGGGAGGAACUCGCCGGUCAAAAUCUGAACCAUCUACUACUACAAUGGCAGGAAAAGUACGAUGAAAAGAACAAUGGUACAGAGGAUAUGUCUAUCGAUGAUAAGUUGAUCGUGUACUUCUAAACAAACCAAAGGCGCACAACUACUAUAUUCUAAACAAAUCUCUGACUGAAGUGCUAUACUGUUGAGAUCGCAUGCUGUAACGGAUCAUUUUUCUAUUUCGUACGAGCACGGGGAUCACCGUGGCACCGUGAAGUGAUGCUGAAACAAUACUUGCCAAUAUCUGUGCUGCACCGAAUAUUCUCUGCUCUUUUGUGGGGGAGCCUUUUUUGACUUAUUUAUUUUACUACUCCGUUCCGCUCUUGGACAAUAAAGCACACACGAUAUAGCUAGUGGUAACAAUGUAAA
Molecule: messenger RNA, 2866 nt
Organism: Anopheles funestus (African malaria mosquito)
Lineage: Eukaryota; Metazoa; Arthropoda; Insecta; Diptera; Culicidae
Gene: Cad96Cb
Product: protein dachsous
Exons: 7
Coding region: 404-2581 (725 amino acids)
Biological process (GO): homophilic cell-cell adhesion
Cellular component (GO): plasma membrane
Molecular function (GO): calcium ion binding
Source: RefSeq, a predicted model, not a curated record